Xyrauchen texanus (razorback sucker) is the source of this 1485-nucleotide messenger RNA. RefSeq names its product RAB35, member RAS oncogene family b (gene rab35b). The coding region runs from base 189 to 794 and encodes 201 amino acids. Gene Ontology annotation, cellular component: endosome membrane; plasma membrane. The record is from RefSeq and is a predicted model, not a curated record. Gene Ontology annotation, biological process: endocytic recycling. The transcript has 6 exons. Gene Ontology annotation, molecular function: GTPase activity; GTP binding. Lineage: Eukaryota; Metazoa; Chordata; Actinopteri; Cypriniformes; Catostomidae.
UCCGGCUCUGAGUGACUGCUGACACCGCCAAACCCCGACUGAAAACUGUCUGUGAUUGGGAUCUUGCCGGGUGAAAUCCUCCGCUUCUAUCCGGAGGGGACGUCAGACAGGUUCCCGGCUAAGCGUUGGGUUGGAAAGAGGCGUGAAGUUGCAGCGAAGCCGCAGGCUUCAAGCCACCGACCAGCGGCAUGGCGCGGGACUACGAUCACCUCUUCAAACUGCUGAUCAUCGGUGACAGCGGUGUUGGGAAGAGCAGUCUACUCCUGCGCUUUGCAGAUAACACUUUUUCAGGUAGUUACAUCACCACUAUAGGAGUGGACUUCAAGAUCCGGACGGUGGAAAUUAAUGGAGAGAAGGUGAAACUGCAGAUCUGGGACACGGCAGGACAGGAGCGAUUCAGAACCAUCACGUCUACGUAUUACAGAGGAACCCACGGGGUAAUAGUAGUGUAUGAUGUCACCAGUGCUGAAUCCUUUGUCAACGUCAAACGAUGGUUGCACGAAAUCAACCAGAACUGUGAUGACGUAUGUCGAAUAUUAGUGGGCAAUAAAAAUGACGAUCCGAACUCAAAGGUGGUGGAGACGAACGACGCGCAGAAGUUUGCCGAGCAGAUGGGCAUCAGUCUGUUUGAGACGAGCGCAAAAGAAAAUGUCAACGUGGAAGAGAUGUUUAACUGCAUCACAGAGCUGGUGCUCCGGGCAAAGAAAGAGUCUGUGGCUAAACAACAGCAACAACAACAAAACGAUGUGAUUAAACUCAACAAGAAUAGCAAAAGAAAGAAAAAAUGCUGCUAGUGGAUCUACAGUCUUCUCAUGCAAACGGACCACAGAAUGAUUUCACAUAAACACAGUGCGGACACAGCGGAGAACAAGUCCUUUUUUGGAUCCAUACAAACCACAAAGACUUUAAAAAAAAGAAACUGUACAGAUUUUAUUAGAGUUAAGGAGUUUUAUGUGGAAUUCGUGAUAUUUAAUAAAAAGAUCGUCCUUCUUUGUCGAAGGACCUGCAAGCUGACGUGUUCGCCAAACCGUGCAGAUUCCUGUUUGCUUAUUCUACAGCGGUAUAUAUCUUUUUAUCUCAGGAGUGAUUUUAUUGCUGUUAUUUGGCUUCUUUGUCUCCUUUUUGUGGAAUGGCAGUUUUUUGGGGUUUUUUGCAAGAAAAAUUUGGGCCUUUUUUUAAUAAUCGUAUAGUUCCAUACAUUCACUUAACAUGGACUCGACACAGACUGACAGAUGCCAACGACUGUAAGAAUUCUUCACUAUUAGAUGAUUUGUAGACGGUGAUCCAUCUGACAGAAUUGAUUCUUUGUGUUGUGAUCCUUUAAUUUCUCUCUUUCCUUAAACCUGUUUCUUCAUCUCAUGGUGUAAAAAUCACAUGAAGCCUGACAAGAUCAUGUCCAUGUCAUAUUUCAUCCCAAAAUCUAAACUAAUACAUUUAUAAAUCAAGGUUGAUUAAAUUAAGGCCAUUUUAUUUUUACAUUAUUUG